Cricetulus griseus (Chinese hamster) is the source of this 4945-nucleotide messenger RNA. The record is from RefSeq and is a predicted model, not a curated record. NCBI's taxonomy places the organism in Eukaryota, Metazoa, Chordata, Mammalia, Rodentia, Cricetidae.
UUUCUUCUGGAAGUUGUAUGGUGACCACUUCACUGGAAUAGUUGAACUUUCAACUUGGCUUGUUUGGAGUGAUUAGACAUACUCUCAGUGGAUAUGAGUGUGGAGGUAUAUGGUAUGAGCAAAUCUCUUUACACUGCUCUGCUCUUUGCCAUUGUCACAGGGAAUUGAAAUGGUCAGUUAGUAAGAAACAGGUCAUAACAUCCUUGCCUUCAUCAGCGGUCAAGUUUAGUUCAACUUUCAGUUACCUGCCUGUCCCUAACCAGAAAACACCAAUCUUAAAUAUUCCUUGGUUUUUAUUUGUUGCAUGGUGGCACUUGCCUUUGGAGGCAGAGGUGGGUGGGUCUCUUGAGUGGGCAGCCAGCCUGAUUAUGUAGUGAGUUCCAGGAUAGCCAGGGCUACAUAGGGAGACCCUACCUCAAAACCAAGUAUUUUUUUUUCUUUUAAAUAGUUUUAAAGGAGAAGAUUCAUUUUUAAAGUUAAAUUACACUGUUAUACUAACUAGAGAAAAAGCCAUUGAGUUUAAGUUGGAGAAGACCCUUGGACUAGUAAACCAGGAGGAUGUUUUCUGUCCUAGGACUUUUCAUUCUGUUCUGUCUGAGGGUGGAGGUUCAGUUUAAGAAAGCUUGUUUUAUUUGGACCUAAAAUUUGUAAUUUCAGAAGCCCAGCUCUCAGGCUGACCACAGCCAAGGCAUGCAUUUUGUGGUGCUUCUGCCUGGAAGUCUUCUGAAGUUUCCUUCUGGGGGCCUGAGUAGUAGUUCAUUCCCACAGUGUCCCAGCACAGGGGUAAAGGUAUCGUGGGGGAGGGGCUCCAGCAUCAAUAACAGAGCAACAGUUCCAAAGCAGUCUCUCCAGCUGUGUGUCUAGAACAGGAGGUUUCUGAAGAGAGUGUCCCUGAUGCAAAGGGCAAGCUUUACAGUGUCACUAGAAAAGCUGUCCUCAUACCUUGGUCACGAUUUGCAGUCACUUGUGGACAAAGGUAUCUGAUGUGAGGGUGUUGAAAUAUAUUACCUGGUGUAUCAUUUAUCAGAGAAGGGCAUUUUAAAAAGAGGACAUAAUUAUGCAAUAAUGUUCCAUAGCUGAGUAAGCACUUUGUACAUUCUGAGAGUGGAGUGGCUGACCAAGUUCAAAGGAAAUUGCAGCGUCCACAGGUUUUAUGUCUCCAGUGGACUCUUAAUUGCCAAGAGUUAAUUGUUUUCCUUAUCACUGUCUCCUUUUCAUGUUCAUUAGGUGAGAGUGGUGUGUGUCUACACACUGAGUGUGUGAGUUGUCCUUAAUGCUAUACACAAGAUGUCAGUAAUCAAUUACAGAUUUGAAGACCUGCAGAAAGCAUGAAUUUCCUGGUUCAGAUUAAGAUGGGGCAAAAUUAGCAGCUCACGGUUACACAACAGCGAGACCUCCAGUUUAAUCUUCUUGCCAGUCAUGUUAGACCUUGUCUUCCCAUGGAGUUCUCAUAGUCUUUCCUUCACUAGACACUUACUCGGGUUGCGCGUGAUCCAGGCAUGGACAAGAUAGCUAAGGUCCCAGCCCUGGAAAAGCUCAUAGGCUUAUGGGAGAAGUCAGAUGAUCAACAAAUAACCAUAUGAAACAGUUGUGAACUGGUUUCCAGCAAAGCAGCUUUCUCCCUGAAGCUCACAGUGAGAGGAUGGAAGGCCCUGUCACUGAUGAUAAGGACUUCGCUUCCAAGUGUUUCUUAAAGAUCCCUCUCAUCAUCUUAGCAUGAUUUUCUUGACUUGUAAAGUGAGGGAUGAUUAGUGAGCCAAAAGGAAUCCAUCUUUUAUGGGGAGAAAUGACAUUUUUUAAAACGUAGUUUUAAAUUGUUGUCUGGACCUAUGGAUUCUUUGUAAUGGGUAGGGAAAGCGGUACAAGGCCAGGGAUGCUAAGGUCUUACCUGUCUUCUCCUAGCCGUAGGUUAAUAUAGUGUAUCUUUUGAUACAGUGUUAUCUUUCUCAGUUUAUUUCUAAGUGAAAGUGAUGAAACAUACUUGGAAGCAAGGACUAACCAGAAUUUAAUCUUUUUCAGAAGCCAGGAAGAAAGCAUCCUGCCCUGGACUUGGCUUGUUUUACACAUUGCUGUCGGCUUUCCUUUUCUCAGUGGCCUCUUUGCUUGUUAAAAAAGUGCAAGGCGUCCAUGCUGUGGAGAUCAGUGCGUUUCGAUGUAUGUUCCAAAUGCUAGUCAUUAUUCCUUGCUUAAUAUACAGAAAAUCUGGGUUUAUAGGUCCCAAAGGCCAGCGACUUUUUCUUCUUCUCAGAGGACUCUUUGGCUCCUGUGCCAUGAUCCUUAUGUAUUAUGCUUUCCAGACGACGUCCCUCGCAGAUGCCACAGUUAUUGCAUUUAGCUGUCCAGUGUUUACGUCAAUAUUUGCUUGGAUAUUUCUCAAGGAAAAGUAUAGCCUUUGGGACGCUUUGUUCAUGUUGUUCGCGUUGGUUGGAGUGAUCCUUAUCGUGAGGCCGCCAUUUUUAUUUGGCUCCGACACAUCAGGGAUGAACAAAAGCUAUUCAGAGCACAUUAAGGGAACAUUUGCUGCAAUUGGACAUGCCGUGCUAGCUGCAAUGACCCUGGUUAUCUUAAGGAAAAUGGGAAAAUCUGUGGACUACUUUCUGAGCAUUUGGUAUUACGUCAUACUUGGCCUUCCUGAAUGUGCCGUCAUCCUCUUUAUCAUAGGAGGAUGGAGUAUCCCCUACUGUGGGCUAGAUAGGCUGUUUCUCAUACUUAUUGGGCUCUUAGGUUUGGGGGGUCAGAUAUUCAUUACUAAAGCCGUUCAAAUAGAAAAAGCAGGACUCGUAGCAAUAAUGAAGACAAUGGAUAUAGUCUUUGCUUUUAUCUUUCAGAUUGCUUUCUUUGAUAAUAUGCCCACCUGGUGGACAGUGGGUGGGGCUCUCUGUGUAGUAGCCAGUACUACUGGAGCAACCAUUCGAAGAUGGAUCCAGAGUUCCACAGUUCAACAGUGAAAUGUCACUGUUGAAAUCUAUAUUUUUUUUCAAGUAUGCCAUCACCCAGCUCAGACUUCUUACACACCUACACACAUACCUGGAAAAAUCUGCAUUAUUGAUUGAUUAUAUUUAAUAAAUUUCAUAAAGUACCAUUUUUGAAUAUGGUAUCUUUUAAAUUAAGAGUAGCUAGUCUAGCCUAGCAAUUUUUGGAUAGCUUUUAGUUUUGCUUUGGCUUGUUGGGGUUGAGGUGUCAUUGAGAAGACAGCUCUUUUGAGGAAUUUCAGAAAUUUUUAUGAAUACAAUUUUUAAAAUUUAUUUUUGACACAGAUAGGAUGUGGGUGAGAGAUACUCUAUUUUAGCAUUGUAGAUAAGAAGCUUAAUGUUGACAAUGCUGCUAUAAUUAGUACUGUGUUAAUCCUUCAUUUGCAAUAUAAUCACAUUUAGGAUGCCAAAGCUGAAACUUGGUACAGGUGCCUACUUACUGAUAGGAAUAUAAGUGAACCAGCCUUAUUGUCAAGGAUUUUAUAGAUGAUCAUUACACUUUGAACUCUUAUUUGUGCCUUUUUGUUUUGAUGCUGGAAUUUUUAUAUGUACUCUUUGAACAAAGCCUUUUGCUUGCCCAUAUGUGGUUAACAGUUCUCUCUUUCAGUAGAUUAGUAACUCUGGCUAUUGUUUUGAAUUUUUCAAUUGUCUCCUGCUUUAUUGAAAUUGCACUUUUUUUUUAGCAUUCCAAUAUUUUCAGUCUUAAAAUGAUGAGAGAGAAAUCUUGGGGUGACCAGUGUGCACAUUCCCAUUGUUAGGUGUUUACACUUGAGAUAUGAUAACUUUCUACAAAUUCUCUUUGAAUUCAUAGUAUGAUGCCAAAUACAGUUUUCUCAGGAUUGUGCUAGGUUGGGCCAUAACAAAUUGCCCAGAUUAUACCAUUUUCAUUUACAAAAACUGAUAGUUCUAGAAGGUUUAUCCUAAUUGCCCCUUUAAAGUAUAGGUCUGUUAUAUUAAACUUAUUCCUACAGUCUUCUUCCAUUUUGGAAUGAUAUGUUAUAAUGCUUGUGAUAUAUGAAAAAGAUAAAGGCCAAUUAAUGCACAGUUGAUUGACUUUCACAGUUUCUUGCAUAUAUAAAAAAGUCACAGGUAAAUGCUAGUCUUUGACUGACAAGCUGCACCAUGAUACUAGUGUGAACUCAGACAGUAGAUUCUAAAUGUGGAGCGUCAUCAAGUUCCUACUCUCCUGUGAAAGGAAUGAUUGGGAGAUUGGACAGGGUGUCUUUGUCACUUUGGAUGCCUUUAUGGUAAGGUCAUAGUGGGUGCCACGUCUUACUCUGCCAGACACCCUCUAUUGUUAUCUUAAGCUGCAGAGUUGAGGAGCUGUGUGUUCUUUCCCAGUCUCCCCACAGUUCUUCCAAAGGCAGGAACUGGGUUCCUGGAACAUACAUUCUGUUAAGAGGAUCUUCUCCAGUAGUUCCAAAGAGGAACUUCAACUUUACUGCUUUUAAAGACUUUCCACCUGACAUCCUAGAUAAUAUUUAUUUAGCUGAGUCAUCUCAAUCACACUUGACCUGACUCAUACUCUUGGAACUUAGAUUUGCAACAGUGCCAUUCUACCAGCAUCUCAGAAAAUAUAGUCAACAACAGUCUUUUAGAGUUCAGAGCUAUCUUAGAGAUCAUCCUUUGGGACCCAUGCUCCAUACCCAGGGAUGACAGGAUGGAGACCUGCAGUAACUGGGUUUCCAUGGCAGCCUCUUCUCACUUAGUUCCACUUACGGAGAGUUAGACACUCCUGGAGCCACUGACUAACUUACACAAUAGCAGAGUCACUGGGACUGGGGAAGAUAAACCCAUUUGGAAACAUGUUUUAUUUCAACUAUAUCUUAAGUACUUGAAUGUCACAGUAUGUGGCUGACAUUGGAGACAAUGUUUCUUAUCCCAACCUUUACAGGGUAUGAUUUUUAAAAAAUGUUCAAGUGGUAUACAAGGCUAUGUAUGUGUUGUAACAAUUAUGGGGGGGUAUGUAUUUU